UUGAGGUGACCGUCAUUCUUGCCUAUAAGUAAAGAGAUACUGAAGCAUGUCCCCAACGGAAGGGCCAGAAUCGGCGCUCACAGUAGGAGAGAGGUCAACAGGGGCGUAUGUACACAGUCGAGGAGAGGAGGAGGGUGGCUGAGAAAGUUUGACAGAGAAGCGGGAGGAGGAGGUCUUUUUCUGAAGCUCAAGUGUGAAAGAGCAGCACCCACUUAUCAUCAUCCGGCCGUUGUUCUACCGUCAUGGAGGCUGCAGGAGCUCUUUCUUUUCCUUCCCGACGAGUGGCCACGAUGAUGCUUUUGCUCUUGUGCCUCUCUGCUGCUUCUUUCUGGGUCGAAUCUGAAGCUUGCUCCCACUGGGGCGAGGCUUGCGGGCCAGCAUAUUGGUGCUGUGACAGAACACAAGAUGGGAAGACCGCAUUGGAAUGCCAGUGGGAGGGAGGCAGCUUUUGGUGUCAAGCCGCAAAGUGUCAAUGCGGCUACACUCGGUUCGGAUGUCUUCCGUGCGAUAGUCUUGGCAACGCCAAGGUACCAAAAGUUUCCCUUCGUUGGAGCAUAGCCGCAUAGAUGGCUCACUGAUUUAGAGGCACCUCCUCCUCUCUCUAUUGAUCUAUCGAUUGAUUGAUUGAUUGGAAACAUUGAUCGAUUGACAGACUGAUUGAUUGAUUGAUUGAAUCUAUUCAUUGAUUGAAAGAAUGAUUGCAACAUGGAUAGAUUGACGGACUGAUUGAUUGAUUGAUUCAUUGAAUCGAUUGCUUGAUUGGUUGAGUCGCAUGAUUGAGAUCACAACAGGCAGGUAUACACCAAGUACUAGGAUGUAUGAUGCCUCUUGGUUCACUUGGUGCGUUGUAUUCAGCAAGGAGGUCUUUGAAGAACAACGCCAGGAUGGAGGGCCGGCAGGCGAUCAGCAGGUCGACAGGGGAGCACGGUGGGCGGUGGUCUGGGCACAGCCCGUCGAAGAGUUCAAGGCCGUCGGAGCGUUCCGGUUACACGCACCUGCCACCGCACUUGCAACCUCUGCCUGACACGUCCGACGAGGAGGCAGAUGAUAGACGGUCACGAACCGUGCCGCUGGGAAGCGGAUCCACCCAGGAGUGGGCGGCUACAGAGCUGUUUGGAAGCCGCGAGGGCGGUUAUGGGCAGUCCUACACCGAACUCCUCCAGCAAGGGCUCAGCGACCAUGAUGGCGAUGGCGGCGUGAAUCUGUCGUUUGGACUUGGUAGCGGGAGGUCGGCAGCCGUCUCUCGAACGGUCAUCGUAAACCCCCAUCCCGACGACGAUGGCGGCGAUGUGACGGCUGUUCAGCGAACAUCCAGGUCUCCAGGCUUCAAUUUCAAUAUGGAUCGUGCGGUUUACGACGAGAUACUGGGGUUGACCGCCAAGAACCACACCAUAAACCCGAAGAAUAUCGCCGACACUGGUGCUCAGGGUGGUGUACGUUUCCUGUCCGCCUCUUCUGCGGAUCCUGAAUCUGUGGCCGACGKGGACGGUGGUGCAGAGCACGACGACGACGACGACGGGUCCAAAAAAGCUUGCGUCGUCUUCGCUGUCGUCUUCGGCGACAUCCUCGUCGGCGAGCACAUCAUGUCGCCCGUCGUCUUCACCGCCUUCGUCGCGUUUUCAAAGAUCGUCGCCUUCGUCGUCGGGAUUAUCAUCGUCACCGCGGACGUCGUCGAAUACGUCGCCCACACCACCAUCGCAGUUCACACUUGGCUUCAGGAUAGCGCAGGGCACGUCAUCGAAGCGAAGCGGGCGAACAAGGUUGUCGUGGGUGUGUCUUGCGCCAUGUCGUCCCGCGGUUCCGGACGCGGCAAGGCCGCUGCCAACCUCGCAAAACAACCGCCGGCCCGGGAGAAGAAGGGCCGCCACGUGGCCAGCAAGAAGAGGAAGAUCCUCCAAGGCGCCCCGACACAUGGAGGUUACGUGGUGGAUGAAGAGUGGGUGUCGGAGGAGGUGGCGACGCAGGAGGGGACGGAGUUCAAAGACUCUGACGACAUGCCGUUGCACCGCAAGUCGUCCAGGCGGGGGAGUGGCGGCCUUCGCAUAGACGACGCUGGCGAUAGACGACGCGCAGGAGGGCGGGCAGUAUCGGAAGAAGUCCUCAACGUCGACGCUGCGACGGAAGGCAGACAGGGCAGGGGAAAUCGCGCGGCAUCGGCACGUAUGACUCCAUCCACCGACGCGCAAGAGGGCGCGGUUCAUGCACGGACACCGCUCACACCACGGUCGACGACGGCUCCAGACGUGGCCGUCUCGGGGGAGGCAUCACAUGCGGCGGGAGGGGUGAGGGCAGGUGGGGCAGCAGGGGGGGAAGGGUCGCACACGGCGGAAGAGAGGGCGGUGAAGGUUCAGGGGAUCGCUUUGCGGGUGAUACACGGGUGGGUCUUCAAGUCUCAGAACAGGCAACGGGGGUACCACGCGGCGUACCAGUACGCACCGAACCACGCGGCCAUUGACAUCGCUCGCGCGAUGUGGAUGGGGGAGGACUGGCAUUAUUGUGUGAGCCCCAUGGUAAUCCACUACACGCUCGACAUGGAUAUGAAGCUGCCAUUGUGGUUCGUGGGCGCCGACGUCGAAGACAAGGAUGAGGACGACCGCUUGGCGGCUUAUCAGGAGGCGAGCAUCCAGCGACUGGUGGGGGCUUUCACGAGCGCUGUCAUCAUUGCGGAGGUGACGGAUGGCGGUCGUGUAUCGCACGAAAGGUUGAAGACCAAGGCCGACGCGAUGCGGAUGAUGCUCGCGGCGACCAUGUGGCUCAUGCGGAUGGCGGGUGACGAUCAUCGCGCGCAUAACGACGCGUGGGUUUUCGUCCAACUCAUGGCGAAGCCGACGCUCAUCGCAUCCAUGCAUCGCUGCUUCGACGCGCAUCGACACAUCGUGCAAACUGCGACUGUCAUCACCGACAAGUUGGCGAGUCCCCCCAUCACUUUCAUCGACCCUCCGAUGUAUGUUCCCGACUGGGCGUCCAUCGGUGUCAAGUUCUCACACGACGCCACGCUGCCUUCCCCGAUGGAGGCGAAGAAGGUGGAUUGGCUGGGCACAGGCCCCCCGGAAGACGAAGACGACGGGAAAGGCGCCGAAGAGGGAAGCGGGCGGGGUCGAUGACGCGUUUUCGUCGUUUAUGUUGUUUUUCCUCGCGUGACGCUGCUCUACCGUCG
Messenger RNA from Chara braunii, 3157 nucleotides. NCBI's taxonomy places the organism in Eukaryota, Viridiplantae, Streptophyta, Charophyceae, Charales, Characeae. The record is from the annotation of a GenBank genome assembly.